AUGCACAUGCAACACGUCCAAAAAAGAACGUUGCACUCUAGAAGCCUCGAUGCGCCGCACCCCCCACCGCCCGCUGCAGCGAACGGUCUCGCCGCUAAAAUUAGCGGGGUGGAGUUGUGUGGCAGGUGUCAUGCGCAGGGGAUGGGGGGUUUAGAGCUCAAUGCUUAUCUGUGCCAGCUCGCAAGCCUCAACCAUCCCAUCUUUCUCUACCUAAUCAACCACACGCUCUUUAUAUCUUUCCCCAGCUUUUCGUCCCAGCAAUGCGGGGUAUUGUACGCCGUUGAAAUUUUGGCAGGAGAACUUAAGAAUAACACAGAAAUGAGGCAGACUAUUAGGGUUUCCAGCCUUGGACGGCUGGCCAGGCCGUUUGUGAGCUCGACACCGCAAGCUCCGCCCCGAGUCGCGUCGACGGGCAUCGGCCGCCACGAGAGGGGGUUUGCGGGGUUGAGUAGGUUGCCGCCCGUCCGGGCUGCUGCGACAGAGGGACUCCGAUUCGCGGGAUCGAAGCGGUGCUUUAGCAGCAAGAAGCGUGUUUUUGAAGCUGGCGAGACGCCCUCUUUUGCUUUCGCGUUUGACUGCAGCAUUGACGGUGUUUUAUUGCACGUGGCCAAGCCCAUCCCUGGAGCUGCUGAAUCACUGCAAUUCCUCCAUGACAACAACAUCCCCUUUAUUCUCUUGACGAAUGGAGGCGGCAAGCCCGAGGCCGUCCGUGUCCAGGACCUCAGCGACAAGCUUGGCGUGCAACUAUCGGUGGAUAACUUUGUCCAGUCACACACUCCCUUCCAGGAGUUGGUUCAAGGCCCGGAAGGCCUUGGUGACAAGACCAUCUUCGUGACAGGAGCUGAUGCCAAGAAGUGCCGAGAGAUUGCAAGGCUGUAUGGUUUCAAGAACGUGGUGACUCCGGCAGACAUUAUUAAUGCGCACCCCGAUGUCUUCCCCUUUGAACGCCUCAUGAAGCAGGUUUACGCCGAGACGCACGAGCCGCUGCCCAAGCCGAUUCAUGCUGGCAACAUGCGCGAUGAGGACGCACUCAAGAUUGAUGCCAUGUUCGUGUUCAACGAUCCGCGCGACUGGGCGCUGGACAUUCAAAUCAUCGUGGACAUGCUGCUAUCACGUAAUGGAAUUCUGGGAACGUACUCCCCAAAGAACGGCGACAAGUCGCUGCCUAACAACGGAUGGCAGCAAGACGGCCAGCCGCCUCUCAUCUUCUCCAACGCUGACCUCUUCUGGUCGACGACAUACCACCAACCACGUUUCGGCCAGGGAGCGUUCCAGGCAGCUGUUGCCGGGGUCUGGUCGCAGGUGACCAACGGCGUGGAGUUGCAGCGGACUGUGUUUGGCAAGCCGUUCCCGACGACAUACAAGUACGCUGAGCGGGUGCUCAACUCGCACCGUCAGGCGUUGCUGGGCAAGAGUGGCAAGCAAGGGGCUGCGCCGCUGAAGACGGUAUACAUGGUGGGCGAUAACCCUGAAAGCGAUAUUCGGGGUGCCAACGAUUUUAGCAAUGACGAGACUGAGUGGGCUUCGGUACUGGUGAAGACGGGCGUCUGGAGCCAGGAGAGAGGCGAGCCUACGCAUAAGCCCAAGAUGACCGUAGACGACGUCAAGGCAGCAGUCGAAUGGGCAUUGAAGAGGGAGGGACGGCCAGUGACCAUUUAG
Colletotrichum truncatum is the source of this 1659-nucleotide messenger RNA. The record is from RefSeq and is a predicted model, not a curated record. NCBI's taxonomy places the organism in Eukaryota, Fungi, Ascomycota, Sordariomycetes, Glomerellales, Glomerellaceae.